AUGCCCAGCAUCGACCUCUCCCCCAUCGCCAUCCCACCCCCAACAACCCUCGCGCAAAUCCGCACCUCCAAGCUCCUCCCCUUCGGCCCCGUCCUCUCCGGCAUAAACAAGCAACCACGCCACGGCAAACUCCACGUCUCCCCCCUCGGCCUCUCCCACGACGAACACGACCUCACCUUCCACGGCGGCCCCGACAAAGCCCUGCACCAGUACUGCUCAGCCCACUACGCCUUCUGGGCGUCGCAGUAUCCCACCCCCGAGAUCGCCGCACGUUUCACCCCCGGCGGUUUCGGCGAGAACCUCGUCGCCGACACCCACGACGAGACCAACAUCUGCAUCGGGGACAUCGUGCGGAUUGGCCCCGCGGGCUCGGAUCUAACAGGCGGGGAGCACGGCUGCGUGUUGGAGGUGAGUCUCCCGCGGCAGCCAUGCUUCAAGCUGAACCAGCGGUUCGGGGUGAAGAAUUUCGCGCCGCGGACGCACGAGGCCGCGAAGACGGGGUGGUAUUACCGCGUGCGUGAGGAGGGGGUGAUCGAGGCCGGGAUGGAGAUCCGGGUUGUGGAGCGGCGAUAUCAGCGCUGGUCGAUUGCGCGGCUGCAUCACUAUGUGCAUCGGGAUAAGGAGGAUGAGAGUGUGGUGCGGGAGCUUAUGGGGAUUGAGGAGAUGGGGGAUGAGUGCAGGGAUGUGUUUCGGGAGCGGUGGCGGAAGAUGCAGGCUGCUAAGAACAAGCCACCGGAGACGUGGAGGGAUGUCACGGUUCAGAGGAAGGUCUUUGAGACGCCGCGGAUUGUCCGGCUUGAGCUUGAAGCCGUCUCCAAGUCCGCGCAGUCCAGUAAGAUACUCCCUGGGAGCAACGCGCUGGUCAGGCUCCCCAACGGCCUGAAACGGGCGUACUCUAUUGUCAGCGGCAACACCGAUUCCCUUGUGCUGGGUGUUGCGCUCGACGACAACAGCCGCGGCGGAUCGAGCUAUAUCCAUGACCGUCUCAAUCGCGGCGAUACGAUUUCCCUCGGUGCCAUCUCGAACACCCUGCCCAUGGACAAGAUGGCCUCGCACCACAUCUUCAUUGCCGGGGGCAUAGGAAUCACGGCAUUCCUAGCCAUGAUGAACCGGAUCAAGGAUAUAAAUCAGACGUUCCACCUGCAUUACGCUGUCCGGACGUCCGGCGAUGUCCCGUUUAUGCCAUUGUUGUCUGAUCUUGGCCUAGGCCAACAUAUCACCAUCUACGACAGAUCCAAGGGUGAGCGCCUGGACAUUGCAACAAUAUUGAAAGGGCGGAUCUGGAACAGCCACGUGUAUGUCUGUGGGCCGCAGCGUAUGAUCGAUGACGUGGUUCAAACGGCUGCGCAUAUCGGCAUGGAUUCCGACGAGGUGCACUACGAGGUCUUUCAGGCUGAAUCAUCGGGGGAUCCGUUCACAGUUGAGGCGAUCGGUCAAGAAAGGAAGGUUGAUUUGCAGGUUGGAGCCGACCAGACGCUCUUGGAGGUCCUGAAAGAUGCUGGCUUUGGUGUUAGUAGUUCGUGUGAGGUGGGCAACUGUGGGACCUGUAGGGUUCCUGUUAAGUGUGGAAGGGUCGAGCAUCGGGGCUCUGCUCUCACUAAAGAUGAACAGAGAUUCGAGAUGUUGGCCUGUGUUUCGAGGGGUGUUGGGCACAUUGUGGUUGAGAUCGACCACUAG
Messenger RNA from Aspergillus mulundensis, 1677 nucleotides. RefSeq lists its product as uncharacterized. Gene Ontology annotation, molecular function: 2 iron, 2 sulfur cluster binding; pyridoxal phosphate binding; oxidoreductase activity. The record is from RefSeq and is a predicted model, not a curated record. Bases 1 to 1677 code for a protein of 558 amino acids. The transcript has a single exon. Lineage: Eukaryota; Fungi; Ascomycota; Eurotiomycetes; Eurotiales; Aspergillaceae.